UUUUCUUCCCCAGAAUCAUGAGCUUUUCCCACAUACAUAAAUAUAUUAAUUGUCCAUCACCUUUGUUGUUGAGAAACAUGGCUCUUCCUUUAAUGCCACACCAUUAAUCCUGUUUUCCCUCCCCUCCCCUUCCCUCUCUCUCUUACACACACACACACACACACCACUUCAAUAUCUAUACCUAUACAUACAGAUUUCCUAUUUAAUUAAUUCAAAAAAAAGCCCUCCUUUUUUUUUUCCUCACUUCUUUUCAUUUUUUUACACACAAAUAUAAUAUAUUAUGUAUAUACAAUAGAAUAUUGCUGGUAUUGGGAAAAAUAAACAUAUGGAGAUUUUUUUGAAGAAUAUAUUUUUAUUUUUAUUAUUAUUGUUAAUGGUUAACUCGGUGUUAACUCAGCGACUGAGUUCGCAAACAGAACGCAAAGCGUUGCUUAAUCUCCGAGCUUCAUUAGGAAUUCGGGCACGAUACUGGCCAAUUAAAUCUGACCCAUGUGGGAACUGGACCGGAAUUGAAUGCCGGAAUGGAACUGUAACCGGAAUAAACUUAUUCGGGUUAAAACGGACCCGGGUCGGGGGGUUAAAUCCCGGGUUUGAUAUUGAUUCUUUAAAGAAUUGUAGUAGUUUGGUUUCUUUUAAUAGUUCAGGGUUUUAUCUUCCUGGUGUUAUACCUGAUUGGCUAGGUGUAAAUCUUGGUGCACUCCAGGUGCUUGAUUUAAGUUCUAGCUCAGUUUUGGGACCUAUUCCUUUUUCAAUUGGGUCAUUGAAAAACUUGAAAAGUUUGAAUCUUUUUGAUAAUUCUUUUACUGGGAAUAUACCGGAUUCUUUGAUGCUUCUUUCGGGUUUAUCAGUUUUGAAUCUUUCGUCUAAUAUGUUAACUGGGUCGAUUCCUGAGUCCGUUUCGGGUCUUGGGAGUGUUACUGUGAUUGAUUUAUCAUCGAAUUUCCUUUCUGGGCCUGUUCCAAAUGGAGUUGGUUUGCUUUCGAAUCUGCGAAGUUUGAAUCUUUCGAACAAUAGUCUUUCCUCGAGUUUGCCUGUGGAGAUUGGGAAUCUAUCUCGGUUGGUUCACCUUGAUCUUUCGUUUAAUUCGUUGUUUGGCUCAUUGCCAGUGGAAUUAGGAGGGUUGAUUAGCUUGAGGAGAUUGCUGGUUCAACAUAAUGCUUUGGGUGGGAACUUGAGUGUAAACCUGCCGGGUAUUGUUGUUUUUGAUGUGUCUAGUAAUAAUUUUACUGGCAAUCUUCCAAACCUUUCGGUAUUUUCUAAUGCGUCUGGUGUGAGUUUAAACUUUUCAAAUAAUCAAUUCUAUGGAAGGGUUAGCUCCAGUGUUCUGAAUGUUGCUUUAGUUGAUCUUUCUAACAACUAUCUUCAAGGUUUAGAGACUGGGAUUGGGAAUGGAAAUUUAACUUCAAGAAACUGCUUUUUUCGGCUUCAAGACCACCAAAGGACUUUAGAUGAUUGCAGGAGGUUUUAUACGGCUAGGAAUUUAUCUUUUGAUGGUGAUUCUAGAUCUCCAGUGCAACCUCCAGUUUCGGAAAAGGGCAGCAACCAUUUGAAAUAUGUGAUGGCUGGGGUGUUUGGUGGACUCGGUGUCAUUGUAAUUAUAGUUGUGAUAUUGGUUUUGGUAAUGAAAACAUGUAAUAAGAAAAGGGUAAGCCAAAGAAGUGCCAAUGUGGAACCUGUUCAAGAAGAAGGGAAUGUUACGGUACAAGGCAUUUCAGUUGAUAUAUUAAGCUUAACGAACUCAUAUACAUAUGAGCAGAUGCUGCAAGCUACAACUGGUUUUGGUGAUACAGACCUUAUCAAGCAUGGACACAGUGGAGAUUUAUUUUUAGGGAAAUUAGAAGAUGGAGUUGUGGUAGUUGUCAAGAGAAUCGAUAUGCGUUCAUCGCAAAAAGAUUGUUACAUGUCAGAAUUAGAGUUGUUCAGAAAGGGUAUGCACAAUAGAUUGGUGCCUCUUUUGGGACAUUGCUUAGAACAUGAAACUGAGAAACUUCUGGUUUACAAGUACAUGCCAAAUGGAGAUCUAUCAAACUCUUUGUACAGGUCUACCAAAUUGGAAGAUAGUGGUUUGCAAUCAUUAGAUUGGAUAACAAGAUUAAAAAUUGCUAUUGGAGCUGCCGAAGGUUUAGCGUACUUGCAUCACGAAUGCAAUCCUCCCCUUGUUCAUAGAGAUAUUCAAGCAAGCAGUAUCCUACUUGAUGAUAAAUAUGAAGUAAGACUUGGAAGUUUGAGUGAAGUUUGUGUUCAAGGAGUGGAUAACAAUCCGAAUGUUAUCACAAGACUGCUAAGGAUUUCAUCGAAUUCUGAACCGUCGCCUUCUGGAUCGGUACCUCCGAUUUGUGCGUAUGAUGUAUACUGUUUUGGAAAAGUCUUGCUUGAGCUAGUAACGGGCAAACUUGGAAUCAGCAAUCCAUCAGACACCUCCACAAAGGAAUGGCUUGACCAAACAUUGACUUUUAUCAACAACUACGACAAGGAACUUGUAUCCAAGAUUGUAGACCAAUCUCUAGUUAUAGACGAAGAUUUGAUGGAAGAGGUAUGGGCUGUAGCCAUCGUCGCUAAGUCUUGCCUAAAUCCAAAGCCAGCAAAACGGCCUCAAAUGGCUCAUAUUUUGAAAGCAUUGGAAAAUCCUUUUAGGGUUAUAAGAGAAGAAGACUUUAGCUCUGAAAGGUUAAGAAAUAAUUCCUCACAAAGAUCUUGGAGUGUUGCAUUAUUUGGUAGCUGGAGGCAGAGCUUUUCAGGGAGUACGCAUAGUCAAAGCCAAACAAAUAAAGAUAGUAACAGCGGCCCAAAGCAGUCGGGAAGAGAUAACUCUCAGGGAAGUGGUGGAAAUGGCAGAAGAUUAUCGAGUGAGAUUUUCCCGGAGCCUAUAGAAAUCAAUGAUGCCGAGAGGCAAGAUGAAAGUCGAUGAUGAAAUCAGUGACAUUGGUCUUGAACUAUCGACAAACUUCAUUAAGUUUUUGACUUUGAAGCUUGGAGCUGGCCGACGCCGGAGGGUCGGGUCAAGAGUGAGGUAAAAUUGUAUUAAAGCAAAAACUGGUGUGAGGCUAAAUUUUUUUUUUUAUGGUUCUGAGAUUCUGUGCUUCCAAAAGCAUGUAAUUUCUUCUUGAUGUAUGUUGUCGAAGAUCCAGAUCCAUAUGAAGUUAAGUGUAAAUUGCGAAGAGUGAAGAUUUGAGACAUAUGUUAUUAAUGUAAUGUAAUGUAAUGUGGCAGAAAUCUAAAGCAAAUUGCCUUGAA
Molecule: messenger RNA, 3234 nt
Organism: Erigeron canadensis
Lineage: Eukaryota; Viridiplantae; Streptophyta; Magnoliopsida; Asterales; Asteraceae
Product: probable LRR receptor-like serine/threonine-protein kinase At2g16250
Exons: 4
Coding region: 326-2908 (860 amino acids)
Biological process (GO): protein phosphorylation
Molecular function (GO): protein binding; ATP binding; protein kinase activity
Source: RefSeq, a predicted model, not a curated record